Messenger RNA from Ylistrum balloti, 840 nucleotides. RefSeq lists its product as uncharacterized. NCBI's taxonomy places the organism in Eukaryota, Metazoa, Mollusca, Bivalvia, Pectinida, Pectinidae. The record is from RefSeq and is a predicted model, not a curated record. Bases 1 to 840 code for a protein of 279 amino acids. The transcript has 3 exons.
AUGCAUUCGAGAAAUAUUUGGAGAUAUUUACUCUUAGUUGCCCUGCUGGCUGCAGUGAAACCCGUUAUAUCGAAUCAAAAAGAUAUUGUGUUUUUGGUGGAUGUAACUGACGGAGCCACAGCCGAUGACAUUAACAUUGUGAUAGACUUUAUACAUAAUGUUGUCUCGUUUCUAACCAUUGGACCCAACGAUAUGCUUGUCUCUGUGGUGACAUUUUCGUCAACUGUCUCGGAAGCCUUUGAUUUUGAUGACUACACGGACAGUGCUGGACUGUUGACAGCUAUAACUAAUUUAAAAUCCAUAGCACCGUCUGGAUCCAAUGGCAUGGUGUCUGGUCUUAAUUUCGUAAAAGACAGCUCAUUCCAAGCAAGCAAGGGUGCCCGUACCCUUGCAGAUGACACGUUAGUCCUCGUUGCAUAUAGCCAAUCCACACCUAUAUAUCUCACAGCUGCUGUCGGAACUCAGUUGGGCCUUAACGAAGUUCAUGCUUACACAGUAGGAAUCGGGUCAUCUGUUUCGCAGUCGGAGUUGAUGUUCGUGUCAACUGACCCGGAUACCGACAAUAACCAUGUAGUGGACACUUUCAGCGUGUUGUGUGAUGUUGUUCCUAUACUAGUUCCCAAAAUCGAUAGUACAAGCAGUGUGACGUCAGCAGAUGGUUGCCAGGUGACGACAACUACUACUUCCACCACUACUACCACUACCACUACUGCCACUACGACCACUACCCAGCCAACCACUUCAACUACUCCUACGUCGACUGGACCCGCAUCUUUCAAAGGUAUCAUUCUUGACAAACAAGGGUUUUGCUUUAACGUUUUCUCGUAUUUCUCAAUUUAG